This is a messenger RNA of Juglans regia (Persian walnut), 1098 nucleotides long. RefSeq lists its product as uncharacterized. NCBI's taxonomy places the organism in Eukaryota, Viridiplantae, Streptophyta, Magnoliopsida, Fagales, Juglandaceae. The transcript has a single exon. The coding region runs from base 1 to 1098 and encodes 365 amino acids. Gene Ontology annotation, molecular function: nucleic acid binding; zinc ion binding. The record is from RefSeq and is a predicted model, not a curated record.
AUGGACCGAUCUGGAAUACCACAUCCGGAACCUGAGAAUGACUUGACUCAUGCUGAUGUGAAUUUUGCUAUGGCUAGAGCCUUGACCCGUAUGACAGAAUUUCUCCAACAAAAUUAUCAGCCGCAAAGAGAGCAACAAAAUGGUUGUCCAUAUGAACGCUUUUUAGCUCAUAGGACUCCUGCGUUUUCUGGACAAGAGGAUCCACUUCGUGCUGGGAGGUGGAUUAGUGAUCUCGAAAAGACAUUCGAGAUAUGUGGGUGCAUUGAAACUCAGAAAGUUUUAUAUGCAAGUUACCUGCUGCAAGGUGAUGCAACUGCCUGGUGGGAAACCAAGCGAGAACUUCUGGAAAUGGAGUUAGGAUCUAUUGCAGCGGUAUCUUGGGUACGUUUUAAAAGGGAAUUUAAUGACCGGUUUUUCCCGAACACUAUGAGGAAGCAGAAGGCCCGGGAGUUUAAUAAUUUAGUGCAAGGGGAGAUGACGGUUGAGCAGUAUGCUCGGAGGUUUAUAGAACUCGGGAAAUUUGCUACGCAUUUAAUUGCCACUGAGGAAAUGCGGAUUGAGCGAUUUCAGGAAGGUCUACGUCGGGAAAUUCGUAGACAGGUUGCUUGUCUGCAAAUUCCGACCUUCCAACAACUGGUGGAAGUUGCUACAAUUGCUGAGCGGGAAUUUAUUGAGCCUAUUACCGCUUCAUUUGGACAAAAGAAAAGAAAUUUCGGGGAAGGUAGUAGUACUGGGUCUGCACCUAAGUUUACUACCAGGACGGGAGCCCGACCGCAGAUGACCACUGGAGUACGAAUGGGGGGACGAGCUCCUGUAUGUGGCAAAUGUAAUAGGUCGCAUGUAGGUGAGUGUCAUUUGUCUGGGAUUCAAUGUUUCAGAUGCGGGCAAACGGGGCAUCUUGCUCGCAAUUGCCCUACCAUGUUUCAAGCAAACCGAGGUGGUUACCAAGGUGGAAGGACUACCCCAAGACCACCUGUUCAGGCUAGGGUUUAUGCAGUGACCCCCGGUGAGAUAGACGAAGAAGCACCAGAGACUCAAAAUGCUGGAGUCAUUACAGGUUCAGAUUCCUAUCCAAUCAAUUUGAUAUUGAUGUAUUGA